Messenger RNA from Larimichthys crocea (large yellow croaker), 1945 nucleotides. RefSeq lists its product as uncharacterized. NCBI's taxonomy places the organism in Eukaryota, Metazoa, Chordata, Actinopteri, Sciaenidae. The record is from RefSeq and is a predicted model, not a curated record. Bases 129 to 1907 code for a protein of 592 amino acids. The transcript is spliced from 2 exons.
UUUCAUCCUUUUACCUCAGAUCACCACUGCUGUAGUUAGAAAGGUGUGGAGACUGACCUUUGAUGCUGCUGUAUUGUGGUUUGAAAUCUGUUUGACUGUAUGUGUAAUGUCCUACUGCGCAAGCGAAAAUGGGUAAUGAUCUGUCCAAAGCAGUAGAGAAACCUGAAAUCAUGCAAACUGACUCAGCGAAAGCUAAGUCAAAGACAAAACAUCUUUCUGUAGAAGAUCAAAGAACUAACGUGAAGUUAGAUGGUCAACCUGUCAUUGAUACGCAGCAUGCCAGAGCAGGCACACACACAUACACAUCUGACCAGAUAUCACAAUUCAAAGCAAUGUUUUCGCCGCAUGUGCCAGCUGGACUCAUCGGUAGACUGAAAGGAUGGGAUUUCGUGUUUCCGUUCACUUCUCUUAUGUGUGAAUGGACGAGUGGCAUGUGGCCGUAUGAGGGAGCAUUCGAGAGAGAGAAGCUGCAAAUGGCUGAGAUGAAUGUUAACUCUAGUGUUGGAAAUCCAUCCUGGGAUUUCAGAUACAUGAAUGAGUGUAUGCAAGUGUGGUUGACUGUGGCCCGUGAAAGAUGUGGUGUGAGAGUGCGUGACAAAAGCUGCGAGAUUGGACCGGAUGAUUUAAGAAAGAUGAUUGAUCUGACUGCUAAGUGUGUUACUGCCUCUCAUAUGCCUGUACUAGAAGCUAAGUUGCAAACUAGAGCUUUAGAAAUGGCUAAGAUAAAGCAGCAACAUGUUGAUAAUUUGGAAAAUUGUGCAAAAGCUAUGAUGUAUGGCUGGGCAAAGCGCCAAGCCAAAAUUCCCGCUCCUCGUGAUUUGUUGAAUAUUUUAGCCGAGGUCGGAAUAACACUGCCGGAACAACAAAACAAUGAAAAAGCGAUCUCCGUCUUUCCGCAACUUUCAAAUACAAGGCCCUCUUGCAAUGCUGAGAUAGAUGAACAACCAAGCACAUCACAAACUAAAGCAGAUGACGAGUUUAUCCUAAUAGCAGCUGCAGUAGAAGAAGAAAGGGUCAGAAAGGCCACUGAACAAAGGAACAGACAGAGACAGGCCGCUGAAGAGAGGGCAAGGCAGGCUCAGGCAGCCGAAAAUAGGGCGAGAAAGCAACAGGAAGAGAUGGAGAGACAGCUCAGAGAAAAAGAGAGAAUCAGGCAAGAAAAGAGAGAUAAAGAUGAGAGGGACAGAGAGACGGCAGACUUAGAAAAACUAGUCAAGGUCAGACAGAGACAGGAGAAGGAAGAGAGCAGACAGUCGAGUGAAUCAGACUCGGAAGGAGAACGAGCCAGGCCCAGAGAGGAGGAGCCUAACACAGACCUUAGUGACGAGGAGGUCCAGGCUGUGAAACCAAAAACAAAGCAGGCUGUUUCUGAAACACACACGAGACGAAGGAGAGGCACAAUGAGAGGAUAUCUGACUAGGAGUAGCAGAGUUACAGAAACCCACAGAAAAAUAACAUCAGAGACCCCUAUCUCAGAAGAAUCACAAGCUUCUCCAAUAAAUGCUCCUAAAAUAAUGAUUGGCAGCACAGCAGUCUGUAAACCAUGGACUCCUUCUGAAAUCAUAGAUAUGACAAGCAGAGCUCCCAAUCCAAUUACAAGCCCAGAUGAAUAUUGGAUUUGGCUAGAACAAGUAUGUACGGUUUAUAGCUGUCUGAUACCUGAUGUUCAACAAUUGGUCCGAUUUACAUACAAAACCGAAUGGAUCAUGUGUAAAGAUGAGUUUGUUUUCCCUGAAGCUGUUGAGGGUGGCCAGUGGCCCCCAACCAAAACCUUGACUGAUUGGUUAAAUGUGGAAGCAAAAAAUGCAAUAACCAAAUGUGCACGAAAGCGUGCUGACUUUUCAAAGGUAAUUCACUGCGUUCAAGAAGCAAACAUGGGAUAUCAAUGCUGGAAUAAAGCGAGAUGAACAUGAAUGUCUCAUGGUGCAAAUUUUUGUGCAAAAUC